Zygosaccharomyces rouxii is the source of this 612-nucleotide messenger RNA. RefSeq names its product Hsp20/alpha crystallin family protein. The transcript has a single exon. Gene Ontology annotation, biological process: response to hydrogen peroxide; response to salt stress; protein complex oligomerization. Bases 1 to 612 code for a protein of 203 amino acids. NCBI's taxonomy places the organism in Eukaryota, Fungi, Ascomycota, Saccharomycetes, Saccharomycetales, Saccharomycetaceae. The record is from RefSeq and is a predicted model, not a curated record.
AUGUUCAGUACACCAUUUUUUGAUUUUUUCGACAACAUUAACAACGAAGUGGAGAACGUCCACAAUAUUUUGGGAUAUUCUAGAGACAGAGAUUAUCCUUCAAGACGUCAAUUGACAUCUGGUAGAGAGAAUGACUCUGGCAAGAUUCAAAAGAGACCUCAUAGGAAUAACAAUCAACGUCUGUUGUCAACGAGGUUGAAUAAGUGGUUUGAUGACGAUUGGUCGUUGUCUGAUUUCGAUUUAGGUCCCACCAACAUAGUUCCACCGGUAGAUCUAUUUGACCAUGAAGAAAAUUACGAGGCUCGUAUUACUAUCCCUGGUGUGGAUGAUAGUAAGAAUAUUAAUUUAGAGUACCAUAAGGAUGGCAAUGAGAUCGUCGUCAGUGGUGAAGUGCCUUCUACUGUCACAGAACACAAUAGAGACAACGUUAAAGUUAAAGAAGUCGUAUCAGGCCAAUUUAAGCGUGUAAUUACUCUACCAGAGAAUCCUGGUGUCAACGCUGAAGAGAUCAAUGCAAAUUACAAGAACGGUGUCUUGAGUCUACGCAUACCCAAACUGAAGCAAUCGAAAAAGGAUAACGUUCGCAAAAUUGAAGUGGCUGGAGACGAGUGA